GUCUGGACUUAACAGGAGCGAGGGGCGCGUCGAUAUAYACACACAGCGAGCCGAGCGGCGCUUUGGGUGUAGCAGGAAGGUGCUGAGCGGGGAGAGAAAUCCAGUCAGACGCACUCAGCUGAGGGGGUUUGCGGCGCGGUAAUUUUUUUUAUUUUUAUUUUUAUUUUUUCUCCUGCGUGGCGGCCGGGGACCCGAUUUAAAAAAAAUAAAUAAACAUGCUGGAUUGAACCGCGAAGAAGCAACUCCACAAUCAAUGGCUUGGCUUUGAAAUCGUUAAGAAUUUAUUGGAAAGGACCGCGAGACAGAGCGACAGUGGGGAGAGGGAGAGAAGCGAGAGUGAGAGAGAGAGAGAGUGAAAGAGAGAGAGAGAGAGCGGCGAGAGUGGUGGAAAUAAAGAUCCUUUUUUUCCCCACCAGCGAUGGAGCUUACAAUGGAAAACAUCGGAAAUCUGCACGGCGUGUCUCACUCCCAUCAAACGAGUGACUUAAUGAACUCCCCGCACGCGCGCCAGUCCUCGGCGUCGCAUCGGAACUUGGUGUCGCACGGACGCUCGGCUAUGGUGUCCAGCAUGGCCUCCAUACUGGAGGGAGCCGGGGACUACCGCACGGACCACGCGCUCUCGGGGCCCUUGCACCCGGCCAUGACCAUGUCGUGCGACUCCGGGAUGAGCCUGAGCAGCACCUACACCACGCUGACGCCGCUGCAGCACCUGCCUCCCAUUUCCACCGUGUCGGAGAAAUUUCACCACCCGCACCCACACGCUCACCAUCAUCCGGCGCACCAGAGACUCGCGGCGGGGAACGUCAGCGGCAGCUUCACCCUGAUGAGGGAUGACCGGAGCCUCGCCUCCAUGAGUAACCUCUAUGGCCACUACCCCAAAGACAUGUCCGGCAUGGGGCAGCCCCUGUCCCCCCUCUCCAACGGCCUGGGGUCUCUGCACAGCUCCCAGCAGACUCUGAGCGCCUACGGACCCGGAGCGCACCUCUCCAAUGACAAAAUGCUCUCCUCGGGUGGGUUCGAGUCCCACGCAGCCAUGCUGUCAAGGGGUGAGGAGCACCUGGCCCGAGGUCUCGGGGGCCACGGGGCUGGGCUCAUGACAUCCUUGAACGGCAUCCACCAUCACAGCCAUCCGCAUUCUCAGGCAAACGGGUCCAUGCUGUCAGAGCGGGACAGACAGACGGUGGUGGGAGGCGGGCAGGGAGCCGGCUCGGGCCAGGUGGAGGAGAUAAACACCAAGGAGGUGGCGCAGCGGAUAACGGCGGAGCUCAAGCGCUACAGCAUCCCGCAGGCCAUCUUUGCUCAGAGGAUCUUGUGCCGGUCCCAGGGAACGCUGUCCGACCUGCUGCGGAACCCUAAACCGUGGAGUAAGCUCAAGUCCGGCCGGGAGACGUUCAGGAGGAUGUGGAAGUGGCUCCAGGAGCCCGAGUUCCAGCGGAUGUCAGCGCUCAGGCUUGCAGCCUGCAAGCGCAAAGAGCAGGAGCAACACAAGGACCGCAACACGGCGCCCAAGAAACAGCGACUGGUCUUCACCGACCUGCAGCGGCGCACGCUCAUCGCCAUCUUCAAGGAGAACAAGCGUCCCUCCAAGGAAAUGCAGAUCACCAUCUCCCAGCAGYUGGGCUUGGAGCUCAGCACCGUCAGCAACUUCUUCAUGAACGCGCGGCGCCGCUGCGUGGACCGCUGGCACGACGACCACGGCACCAGCCCGGGGCAGCCGGGCACAUCCACUACCACAUUCUCUAAGGCCUGAAGAGGAGGAGGAGGAGGAGGAAGCCUUCAGAGAGCUGGGGAACCAGGUCAGAGCAGCAGGGGUCACAAGAGGUUGACAGUGAUACCUGUCUCGACCUGGCCUGGACAGUUCUGAAUGUGCCCUCUCCCUGAAAAAAAAAAAAAAAAAAAAAAAAAAAAGAAAUCUUCUGUGCCAUGCAAUCAUCUGUUUUUGUCAGCCAAAACGUCAAACCCUCACCUGAAGAAGCAUAAUCCAAGAGGUGAGGCGUGAAGUCAGGUCCAAUCUGCAUUUCUCACAGAUGGACAAUCAUAGAUUUAUGUCUUAAUUUUUGAGAAAAGAAUAAUUUUUAAGACAUCUUACAAAGCAAAGAGACACCAAAGAUUUGAUCUUUUCGUUUUUACUUCUACUUCUUCUUCUUCUUCUUCUUUUUCGGGAUGGUACUUGCAUUUUGCCAGCCUCCUUCUUCUUCACCCAAAAGUAGCCACUGACUCUGCUUUUCCCSCCUCUCAACCUCACCUCCUUUGUGUCUGCCUCCUUCACUCACAUCCUCUCCACGCCGGCACAUGGAAGCAACAAGGGUAAAAGAACGGCAAUAAAUCUGACGAGACAACUACA
Molecule: messenger RNA, 2344 nt
Organism: Austrofundulus limnaeus
Lineage: Eukaryota; Metazoa; Chordata; Actinopteri; Cyprinodontiformes; Rivulidae
Gene: onecut3a
Product: one cut homeobox 3a
Exons: 2
Coding region: 419-1750 (443 amino acids)
Biological process (GO): regulation of transcription by RNA polymerase II
Cellular component (GO): nucleus
Molecular function (GO): RNA polymerase II cis-regulatory region sequence-specific DNA binding; DNA-binding transcription factor activity, RNA polymerase II-specific
Source: RefSeq, a predicted model, not a curated record